AUGCAUCGACCGCGGUUAACGUUGGUUCUGCUGGGACUGCUCACAGCCGCCUGCGCAGAAGUCAUCCACAAACGGCAUGCACCACUGUCAGUGGAACAGAUCGAGCAUAGGCUGCAAGAAUGUCCUGUGGUCCAGGCGUUGAAUGAGGAGAAGAUCCAUGGCGCUCCUCAAUCAGCGUCCUUGACCUCGAAGCUAUUCACCGUUCUGUUUCCUUCGUCGUCACCUGCGAUCAAUGCCCUACUGGCGACUGCGUACAUAUCAGGUCCACCCAAUUUCCUCCUCGCGCUAUGCCCGCCCAACAUCGAUCCGUCUUCUCUAAGUGUGAUGGUGGCCUUCGCAGUGGGAGGACUGCUGGGAGAUACACUGUUUCAUCUGCUUCCGGAAAUUUUCCUUGGGGAGGAUGAGCCAGAUAAAGUGCGAUUCGUAAUGCUUGAACCAAAUCGAAAUCUGCUUUUGGGCGUUGCUAUACUGGUCGGCAUCGUCACUUUCACGGCUAUGGACAAGAUUCUGCGUAUAGCUACGGGCGGCGGCGGGCAUACACACGAUCAUUCAUCGCAAGAGCACUCCAACGGCGCAGCUACAACGACUGCAACGUCGCCAAAGUCUCAAGAGAAGGAGCUGCGCAAACGCAAGGCCUCUCCCAAAUCGAAGGUCGACACGCCGUCAACCACUUCGAGCCAGAAUCAAUCAGUCAAGCUUGCAGGCCUGCUCAACCUGAUCGCUGACUUUACGCACAACAUCACCGACGGCUUAGCCCUGUCUUCGAGCUUCUAUGCCUCCCCUGCGUUAGGUGCGACUACGACUAUGGCUGUCUUCUUCCAUGAGAUUCCACAUGAAGUGGGCGAUUUCGCCUUGCUUAUCCAGUCUGGUUUCUCCAAGAGGAAAGCGAUGGGAGCACAGUUCAUCACGGCUAUCGGAGCAUUUCUGGGCACCUUCAUUGGCAUUUUCGUGCAGGAGUUUGGCGGCAGAUCUGGUGCAUCUGAUGACGCCCAAGCUACUGUUGGAAUCUGGGGCACGAGUCUGCAGUGGGGCGACAUGCUGCUUCCAUUCACUGCGGGCACAUUCUUGUAUGUUGGCACGGUUGCUGUCAUCCCAGAAUUGCUCGAGACUGGCAGCAACAAAAGCGAAGAGAUCAAGAAGACCCUGCAGCAGUUUGGCGCCAUGUUCGUUGGUGCUGCUAUCAUGCUUGCCAUCAGCUGGUCCUAA
Cyphellophora attinorum is the source of this 1206-nucleotide messenger RNA. Its product is annotated as Zinc transporter SLC39A7. NCBI's taxonomy places the organism in Eukaryota, Fungi, Ascomycota, Eurotiomycetes, Chaetothyriales, Cyphellophoraceae. Gene Ontology annotation, molecular function: zinc ion transmembrane transporter activity. Gene Ontology annotation, biological process: intracellular zinc ion homeostasis; zinc ion transmembrane transport. The record is from RefSeq and is a predicted model, not a curated record. The transcript has a single exon. Gene Ontology annotation, cellular component: membrane. Bases 1 to 1206 code for a protein of 401 amino acids.